AUGGUCCUCAUCAACACGAGGACAUGCCUACGAUGCCAGUUUCGCGAGGUCCUCUGCCGCACGCAGCGCCGCCAGUCGCCACGCAUUCAGUGCCGCGAGUUUUCCAGCAGUCGACGGGUGUGCCAGGACGCGAGCGAUGAUGUGUUACUGAGGCAAAAGCCAUACUACUGGAAGCAUCUUAACGAAGGGGAAAGAGUAGUCGGCAAGCCAGGGAGAAGGCAAAGAGUGGUGUCUGAGGGUCUUUCCACCACUUCUUUGGGCAGACCUUCCAACGUUAUAGUGUUCCGGGACUUGAAGGAAGAGCCCAGCAAAGCAGUUUCAACGCGAGAACACGAGAAGCAGUCUUACAAUCACGAGGACGAUCCGCCCCAAAAGGCCAGACUGAGCGCCCAGGAUAUCGAGCAUGCGAUUGCAGCUCGCCAUGCUGCUCCUAGAGAUGAAGAAGUCCACGCAUCAAUAGAUGCCCUUCGUCCGGACGAGACAAUCCAGAGUCAGCGUGACUUCGAUAGAAUGCAGAAGGUCCUUUCGAAGAGUUACACUUUCCAGCAAUUGUCGCGUUAUCUGGCCAGGUCGUUACAAAAUGCCACAUCUGCGGUAAAGUCGAAGAAUGUACGACGUCUCGAAGUCUCUCAAUGGCAGCCUGGCCAGACGCCGCUGCAACAGCGCAGGAAGCUUGUCGUCAACAAAAGCUCGGCAAGUAAAAAGUCCGUCUUGGUAGAUCAAAUCCUGCGCCUAGUAUGGCACGUCACUGUUCACAGCGAAGCUCAAGAGGUCGGCGAGUUUGAGAUCAAAGUGCAGCCAUGGCAGCUAUCCAUGCUGUUCGAUCUUGUCGACAAUGGCAGGCCGCUCUAUGAGAGUCUGAUCGGCUCCAGGAUUCUGCUUGAGGCCUGCGAACUUCACUCGUGGCCAGAAGACAACACGCUGAGGAUUACUGGCCGUCGGCAGGACACGGAAGAGAUCGCCCGCCAGCUGAAACUUGCAUUAUUGGGUGGUGAUCGCCUGAUCUUGGAUCUCAAGGUGUUCGUGCCACUCAUGAUGAAUGAUGCACAUCGGAAUGACCUGAGCAAGAUCCUGUCCGAUGAGAACAUCCGGCAUAUAUCAGAGCUGACCAAGACUGUCCUCGAAGUCCGCGAGAAUGGCGUUAUGCAUAUCUAUGGCCUACAAGAAUCGGCUCGAGGUAAUGCUCGGCGAUUACUCGUGGCGCUUCUCGGAUUGUCAGGACCGUGCUCGCACUCUCAGAUAUUCUCCGUGAACGAUACAGCGACUGGAUGUGGCGAUCUUGUUCCCAAGCAUUUGCCACUAACAGCCACAGCUGCCAGUCAGAGCAGUGGGCUUCAUCGACGGUUCGACGAUUUCGAGCUUGGUCGUUUGACGAUUCAGCAAAGCGUAAUCGAACUCACUCGAAAUACCUUUCAGGACCGAGCUGCCGCGACGAGUACUGGAGACGCCACAUUGCGGGAGUCUGAAGAAUCUGCGAUGCAGGUACAACCCACUGCCAAAGCCCUUUCUUCACACCUUGACCAUCUUCCUGAGCCGUCGUACAUUGUACCAGGUACACGGCAUUGUCCAAAAUCUUACUGGCGCGAUCAGAUCCAGGUAGAUGACUGGGAAGCGGAAUAUUGCUUAGUGUUGUCAGAGCGGCAUUCUGAUAGCCAACCGACGAGACAGAAGAAGAAGAAGACUACCUUGCAACGCAAGACUACUGAUGAUUCGAACAAGGCUGUCCUUCAGCGAGCGGUGCCAGGCAUCGAGCCCCUUCUUUCACACUUUGAUACAACCCAUAUACCUCAAGUGCUUCAUCGAAGAUCGAACGACAAUCGCGGUUCUCGCAGCACCUUCGACCCUCGCACGCCGUAUCUCAGUGCACACUUUGUACCGUUCACUUCGCACACACCAUCUGCCACCCUACCCAGGCUUGAGAUGCGCUUCAGAGUGCUGCCUCCUACUGAUCAAAGUAGGGACCGCAGACUACUGUUGACGAAAGUCAAAGCGGUCCUUGAUACGCAGGCAGUCAUGGUACCACUGGCGCACUGUUCAGGAGACGUGCGCUUCUCAAGGAGUUCCUCAUUGCUUGUCGAUAUAGGGGCAGCAAGACAAGAUAGCGCCAUUCGUACCUUCAUGCACAAGCUGCAAGACUCUGUCGACGCCGGCGAAGGCUCCCUGAGUGCUCCUCCUGAAUUGAGGUUCAAGCUGCCCCGUUGGCUCGUCAAUGGUGAUGAAGGCACAGGAAUGACCACGAACGAUGUGGAAGUGCCAUACCUCUUUGAACGAUUUGAGCAGACCCAAAGGAUGGUGUUCACAGCACAAGAGAGUCACGAUUCAUCACCGAUCCUUGACCAGGACAUUCUGAGCGGGCUGGGUGCACUGUCUGACAACAUGUUCCUCGACUAUCGCGAGAUCGAGGGCGGUGCAAUGCAUGGGAGGUCAACGAGUCUGAGUGUUCGAAUGGGACAGCCGAUGUUCGGGGGAGCCGCAGACACUACUAGCACACAAUCCCAAGAAAGCAUACCGGCGGCCCCAGGCGAGCCGCAUGUGGAUACCGCGAAGAUGACAGGCAGCUCAGCAGUUCCAGGUACUGAUUCGAAUGCUCGACUCGGACGAACAGCCGGCAAUGUUGGAGCAAUCCAUGAGCCAUCUCAGUCCAUGAGUGACGUUGAGCGUGUAGACCAGAUCACAGAAGGCCCUCAGAAGACCAGCUCAUCACUUGCGCUUGCCAGCGCAGCUUUACACUUUGCAAGUCUAUUGACACGUGCUAGCUCAGGGUCGCUACUGCACAUGAGUGAGAGUAAGUGA
Fulvia fulva is the source of this 2793-nucleotide messenger RNA. RefSeq lists its product as uncharacterized. NCBI's taxonomy places the organism in Eukaryota, Fungi, Ascomycota, Dothideomycetes, Mycosphaerellales, Mycosphaerellaceae. Bases 1 to 2793 code for a protein of 930 amino acids. The record is from RefSeq and is a predicted model, not a curated record. The transcript has a single exon.